AUGAUUUAUGAAGGCGAUUAUCAGCCACCGUUUCUCUACCUUGACGAAGUUUUGCCAGAUCAAGAAGCAGAUAUAACUGAAGAUAUACCAAUUACUGGAGUCUUUGCAUAUAUUAUUCCAGGUGAUCGUGUAGAAGCAUAUUGGCAAUUUAUCGAUUCAGAAGGUAAAGUUGUCAAACAAGAGAGCCUUGGAGAAUUUACUGUAUCAAUAGAACAGAUGUUCAUGGACUUUGAUAUCAAGAUCAAACCACCUACAAAACUUGGCCAGUAUAUAUUAAGAAUUAAUGCAUAUGCUGAAGGAACCGACUCCUUGGUCUAUGUUGAUUAUCCAUUUACUGCUGUCCCUGCUAAUUAUAGACCAAAGUUGUAUGUUCUUCCUCCUGAAUAUGUUUAUUACAUUUCAGAUUCUGAAGUUUCUUUCUUGGCUUCAGCAUAUGAUGAAGAUUUAGGUGAUAAACAACUCACAGCAAAGGUUUUCUUCAAUAAUGAAGAGGUUGCAACACAAGAAAUUGCAAAUAGCAAAGAACUAAAGACCAUCAAAUUCAAAGUUCCAUCCAAUACAGCAGCUGGGCAAUAUCAGGUUAAAGUUACAAUUACUGAUGGUAAAAAGAUUGCCACAAAGAGAUUUAUCAUUGUUAUCCAAGAUAAUACAGUUCUCACAACUGCAUUCGAACCACUAAUCAACAAAACAUACAAUAAAGGUGAUAAACUCAAUUUCACAGCUGUUAUCAAUGCCCAGAUACAAACUUUGAUAACAAAUUCAGUGUUUCACUCUUCUAUAAUGAUAAAGUUAAGAAGACAAUAG
This is a messenger RNA of Trichomonas vaginalis G3, 804 nucleotides long. RefSeq lists its product as uncharacterized. NCBI's taxonomy places the organism in Eukaryota, Parabasalia, Trichomonadida, Trichomonadidae. The record is from RefSeq and is a predicted model, not a curated record. The transcript has a single exon. Bases 1 to 804 code for a protein of 267 amino acids.